AUGAACACCCAGUGGGCCAAAAUGAUGGAGGCGUGGGCCGAUUACCAGGAGUUGCCUGUCGCAUCAGUCUUUUUCAAACUUGGUGAUCGCAUCCUUGUUCCGAUGGAGUCUCCUGGAGAUUGCGGAUUAACCCCAGAGCGUGGAGUGUUCACGAUUCAUGCACACCCGUGUGAAGAGGUAACAGAUGAGGAAGCGGAAGAGGAGGAGCGAAACACACGUGCUGAGGUCGCCAGAUGGAAGAAUAGCCAAAAGAAGAAACGGAAAAAAGACAGGCAGGAGCAGAUUGAGUUCAUUUCUGAGUUUUGA
Messenger RNA from Prorocentrum cordatum, 306 nucleotides. NCBI's taxonomy places the organism in Eukaryota, Dinophyceae, Prorocentrales, Prorocentraceae. The record is from the annotation of a GenBank genome assembly.